GGCGGUGCGUGCUGAUUGCAUGAACGUUGAUGACACACUUGACAGCGGUCCGGAUUUUCUGAAAGUCUUCCUUAAAAAAGGUGGAAAUGUCUGAUUUACACGAAGGUUCCAAGUUGUACGAUUGUGUGGUAGUCGGAGCUGGAAUUGAAGGAUCUUCUACAGCCUAUCACCUGGCUAAAAAAGGACAAGAUACGCUGCUUCUUGAGCAAUUCCCUCUUGGCCACAGUCGAGGCAGUUCCUGCGGCCAUUCUCGCAUCACUCGCUAUGCCUACGCACAGGAACACUUUGCCCGGAUGAUGCCGGAAUGCUUCAAGAUAUGGGCUGAGCUUGAAAACCAAACCAACACGAGGCUGUAUAGGAAAGAUGGCUUGCUUGCCUUCGCUGAACCGCCGUACAAAAGCCUGGAUAACAUGCAGCGAUCCCUGGACUCCAUCAACCACACCUACACCCUGCUGACGGGGCCGGAGAUCAACCAGAAGUACCCUGGGAUUGAAGUCUCGGACGACACUCGAGGGCUGAUUGAGCAUGAUGGGGGAGUCUUGCUGGCCGACAAAUGCUUGCAAGCCAUGCAGAAACAAUUUCAGCAUUAUGGGGGCACCAUACAUGACAGCGAGCAAGUCCUUCAGAUCUUGCCAGGAACAACUCCGAUCAUCGUGACCAACAGAGCCCACUACCGAUGCAAGAGUGUCGUCUUGACUCCAGGACCCUGGGCCUCUAAGAUACUCAGACCUCUGGGUCUAGACCCGCCUCUCAAGCCCUGGAGACUAGAUGUGUGCUACUGGAAGCCAAAAAAGCCUGGUACCUUUGAUGAUAUGCCCGCUGUCAUAACUUACACUAAAGGACACAAUACCUAUGCAUUGCCCAGCGAGGAGUACCCAGGACUUAUCAAGCUAUGUGAUCACACCGAGCACAAGGUUUGCGACCCAGACAAGAGAGACGUCCCGGCAGCCGAUCGUCACGUCAACAUGGAGAAAGUCCGAUCGUUUGCCCGACAAUAUUUCCCUGGGUUGGAGGAUGUGCCUGUCGUCGUGGAAACCUGCAUGUACACAUUCACUCCAGACGAAAGUUUCUUCCUGGACACCCAUCCCAACUACCACAAUAUAGUCAUUGGCUGUGGCUUUUCAGGUCACGGCUUCAAACUGGCUCCUGUAGUGGGUAAGGUUCUGAGUGAACUGGCUACGCAGACCAAGCCCAGCUACGACCUUUCACCUUUCAGGCUGGGUCGAUUUCCCAACGGACCGCUGGCCAAGUUGUAGACCUAGGAGCUCAGUUAAGAAACAAUUCAUAACUAUUCAUAAGCCAUGCCAAAAUGAUCAUUGUUGUGUGUGGCUAUGGAUAUUCACUGUGGGUUGCUAAUGAUAAAACUGAAGCCGUAGCCUCUUAGUGCCUGAUUUGGAAAGCAAUAUUAACCCUAAUACUCUGCCAAGGGGAUUCACCAGUGUUCAUGGUGUUGAAGUACUCGUACUCGUGCUCAUACUGAUGCUUUUUUGUUUUCAUGUGUUGAAGUACUUGUACUCAAGAAUCUCUUCUUUCUCUGCAUUGCUUUUGACGCUAUGUGGUUCAAUCUGAGGCAUUUCCUUGCCACUUUCCCCUGACUCUUUGAAUCAAAUUUGCUCGUGUUUACAACUUGAAGGCGAGAUCUUAAGGGGGAUUGGGGUGGGUCAUUAAAAGUUGAUUUUGGUUUUUGGCAGUUUUGUUAUUUUUUAAUUUUUUUAUUUCUGAGUGGAACUCGUCAACACGUGGGGGUGGGGGCGGGGAGGGGGCUGGUCAUGCUGUGAGUUGGACAAAUAAAAAAUGUAAUUGUGUGUGUGACUUUGAAACUCUACUCGUGAAAUAGGUAUUUGUUUUGAAUACAAUAAUGCAUUCGCAAAUUUUUGGGAGGGGGGAUUUUUCUGGCUCAUUUUCAAAUUAUUGAUUAUAUUCUUUUACUACAUAUACCUCACUAUGUACCAAAGAGACAACAUGCUGAUAGAAAACUUAAUUGUAUUCAAAAGUAUUUUAAUAGCUCCAUAUUUUAAGUCUGUUUACGAGAAGUAAAUAUGGCAUUAAAAAAAGAUAUAGACCAUUAUUUUAAUGUGGUUUUUAACCAAUUCAUUCUAAAUAAAUUACAGUUUUCAAGUAUGUAUAAGAACUUGCUGACAACAGAUUGAGAUUUGCAUUGUAUUUCCUGAAAUUAUAUAUUUUUUUGAGUAAAGGAAAAUUUAUUACUUAAAUUACUUAAUUGCUUUGGAAAUGAUGUUCCUUAAAAUUUGUUAAUGAAUGUGAUUUCAUGGUUAAAUCAAAAUGAAAAUAUACUACAAAAUUUGGUUUGCUCAUGUCUGUUUUGAGUAGCAAUAAGCAUCAUAGAGGUAAUUUGUACGAUGCCGGUUUCUGUAUGAAUGGAAAUUGAUAUUGAAUUUUUGGAUGUUAAAGGUAAUAUCCAACAUUUGCUUUUGCUGUAAUUUUCAGAAAUGGAUGGAUUUGGGGGUUUAGUAUUUGCAGCAAAUAUUGUAACACU
Molecule: messenger RNA, 2497 nt
Organism: Patiria miniata (bat star)
Lineage: Eukaryota; Metazoa; Echinodermata; Asteroidea; Valvatida; Asterinidae
Product: peroxisomal sarcosine oxidase-like
Exons: 8
Coding region: 87-1256 (389 amino acids)
Cellular component (GO): peroxisome
Molecular function (GO): sarcosine oxidase activity; flavin adenine dinucleotide binding; L-pipecolate oxidase activity
Source: RefSeq, a predicted model, not a curated record